This is a messenger RNA of Eimeria tenella, 1714 nucleotides long. RefSeq names its product glycogen debranching enzyme, putative. NCBI's taxonomy places the organism in Eukaryota, Apicomplexa, Conoidasida, Eucoccidiorida, Eimeriidae. Gene Ontology annotation, biological process: glycogen catabolic process. The annotation marks the transcript as partial. The transcript has 3 exons. Gene Ontology annotation, molecular function: amylo-alpha-1,6-glucosidase activity; 4-alpha-glucanotransferase activity. The record is from RefSeq and is a predicted model, not a curated record.
GCCCCUCCCUGCGUCUCUUUGCCCCGCACUCUUCUACGACUGUACCCACGACAAUGAGCCAGCAGCAAGCAAGUUCACUCCAGCAGCAACUCUGGCUUUUGCUGCUGUUGCUGCUGCUGCUGCUGCUGCCUGCGGCAGCACCCGCGGCACUGAUGAACUUGUCCCCUUUACUCUUUCGGUGGUUCACGAGCGCCGCCUUUACCACGACUUCCACCCCGAAGUCCCGCUGCGAAACCCUGCUGCAGCAGCAGCAGCAGCAGCAGCAAAGCCCGCAGCAGCAGCAGCAGAAGCAGCAGCAGAGGAGGGCGUGGAGGUGGUGUGGCCCGGAGAGGCGCAGCAAGUGGCCGUGCGGGGCGAGUGGGACGGGUGGGCUGCGGACGUGCCGCUGGAGCGCUGCAGCAAGGGUUUAGGGUUUAGGGUUUUGCUGCAGCAGCAGCAGCACUUCCGAAACCCUCAAGGCAGCAAAAAGGAGACAGUGCAAUUCAAGUUCAUUGUCGACGGCCAGUGGAGAUACAGCCCAAGCAGCCCCACAGUCUCCGACGGCCGCGGCAACAUCAACAACAUAGCUGCGCUUCCGGGGGCCAAGUUGCCCGGGUCGUUGCCGGGGCUGCUGGGCGUGCGCCCCGUGUUGAACCGGCUGCACCUGCGUUUGGCCGAGGAAGGGUUUAGCCAAUUUGCUGUUGAGCUUUUGGGAGAAGAUUUAAUUUUAAUAAAAAGAAUAAACCCUCAAACCCUAAAUUGUUGUUACACGUUAGCCCGCUGCGCCUACCCCGGCUGCAACGCCGAAGCCCCCCUGCCCCCCGUGGUGCUGAGCGGGAAGAUAACGGAGGUGGCGUUGGUGGCGAGUUUGCAUGCAGAGUGUGGGGCUGUGGGGCGGUUUGCUGCUGACAGCAACUUCAUAAAUGGGGUUGAGGGUUUAGCGAGGGUUUACGAGGGUUUGGAGAGUGUGGGGCAGUGUACGUACACCGCAGCGACUGGGGAAACGACGCUGCUGCUGCAGCAGCAGUUCGUGCCGGGCUCUGCUGCAGUGCUGUUUACGGCGCCGGAGGACCCGCUGCUGCUGCAGCAGCUGCAGCAGCAGCUGCGCGAAACCGUCGAAAGGGCCCCCGCGCUGCUGGCAGCAGCAGCAGCAGCAGAACUCAACUGUCUCCUUUAUAAGUGCAACAGCGAAGAGACAGAUGCUUCGUGUGGGGCCCGCGGGGUGUACGUACUCCCGGGCUUUGGACCACUGGUCUACAGUGGUUUGGCGGGGCUGGUGGGGGCCUUCGACGCUGCGCGGCAGCAGCAGCAGCAGCAGCAGCAGCAGCAGCAGCCCAUUUGCGAGAACCUCCGCGCUGGCCUGUGGCUGCUGCAGUACACCGUGGACCGCCUCGCGGGCCAGAGCACGCUGCUGCCGCUGCAGCAGCAGCUGCAGCAAACCCUGCUGCUGCUGCAGCAGCUAAAGGGCUACAACUGGAUAAGACCCUACAUAGUGGACCGGCUAAUAAGUGGGGUUUACGCGCAGGUGGGGGCUUUGGUGUGGUCGCGCAUUCCUGCUGCUGCACCUCGCCCUCGCCUCGCUGCAGUGCUACGGCGCUGUUGCUUCCGCCCCACUCAUCUGGGGAUCGAACGAUCCCAGCCUUGCUGCUGGGCUGCCCCACUUCGCCACGGGCUUUAUGCGCAACUGGGGCCGAGACACUUUCAUCGCCAUCAGGGGCAUACUCAUUGCCACCGG